Messenger RNA from Ipomoea nil (Japanese morning glory), 1020 nucleotides. Its product is annotated as AP2/ERF and B3 domain-containing transcription factor At1g51120-like. The transcript has a single exon. Gene Ontology annotation, molecular function: DNA binding; DNA-binding transcription factor activity. NCBI's taxonomy places the organism in Eukaryota, Viridiplantae, Streptophyta, Magnoliopsida, Solanales, Convolvulaceae. The coding region runs from base 13 to 1020 and encodes 335 amino acids. Gene Ontology annotation, biological process: regulation of DNA-templated transcription. The record is from RefSeq and is a predicted model, not a curated record.
ACAGUGGAGGAAAUGGUGGCGAGUGGCACGACGAACGUGACGACGGUGGAAGCCUCCGAUUCCGGCAGCUCCAAUGAGCAACACCGCCGUCAGAAGCGGCAGAGGCCGGAGGCGAACGCCGCCGUCAACGUCGGCUCGUCGAGGUUCAAAGGCGUCGUGGGGCAACAAAGCGGCAACUGGGGAGCCCAGAUUUACGCAAACCACCAGAGGAUAUGGCUGGGGACGUUCAGGACGGAGGAGGACGCGGCGGCGGCGUACGACAGCGCCGCCAUACGGCUCCGGUGCGGCGACGCCCACCGUAACUUCCCCUGGACCAGCAUCACCCUCCAAGAGCCCUCUUUCCAGGCCCAAUUCUCCACCGGAGAAAUCCUCAAGAUGAUCAAGGACGGAUCCUACGUCCCGAAAUUCUCCGACCACUGCAAACACCUCGCCCUCACCGGCCAACCCGUCGGAAUCUCACCCCGGGCCGGAGACGAACCCGGUUCGGUUCUGCGAGAGCUCUUCAAGAAGGAGCUGACUCCGAGUGACGUCGGGAAACUGAACCGGCUGGUGAUCCCGAAGAAACACGCCGUGAAAUUCUUCCCCCGGACUCUCGAGGCGGCGGCGGACGGCUGCGGCGCCGACGACGUGGAACUCGUGUUCUACGACAAGGCAAUGCGGUCGUGGAAGUUCCGGUACUGUUACUGGAAGAGCAGCCAGAGCUUCGUGUUCACACGGGGUUGGAACCGGUUCGUGAAAGACAAAGGAAUCAAGCCGCGAGACGUUGUGAUAUUCUCGGUCUACGAAUACAAGGAUAAUAUUAGUGGACCGGAAACCCGGUCCAUUUGCGUCAUAGAUGUGGAAUAUACUGACCACUCCGACGAGGGCGAAAAUAACAGUGACAAUGGGGUUGAGAUAAAGACGGGAAAGGGCAGUGUUGACAAGGGUGAUGAGGAAGGAAGAGAAGGGGUAGAAAUGGAAUUGAGAAAUAAGGCUGCGAAACCGGCCGGGUUUAUGCUUUUUGGGGUGCAAAUUAUUUAA